AUGUAUGAUAACGACACAAACAGAGACUCUUCUAAAUACCCUGUCCAUAAGCACACAGUGGAAACUACCAUGUAUGAUAACGACACAAACAGAGACUCUUCUAAAUACCCUGUCCAUAAGCACACAGUGGAAGCUACCAUAUACACGAAGAUAAUCGCGUCGAGUAAAAUAAUUCCGAAGCUGGAGGAGGAGUCGUCGUCUAAGAAACGGAUGUGUUUGUACGCAAGUCCAGACGAGUUCACUGACGUCGUUCUAGAAGUGCAGGACCACAAGUUCUACUUCUACAGGUUGUUGCUGUGUCGCGCGUCCCCGGUCUUCAAAGCCAUGCUGCACUCGGACUUCAAGGAGAAGGACACAGGCACGAUUCUCCUGCACCACAGACCCUUCCAGGACAUCUACGACAUGCUGAGGUUCCUAGACCCAGAGGUGAAUUUCAUCAUCGACAUCAGGGCAGCUUUUCGUCUAAUUCCGGUGGCCGACGAAUUUGGCGUCACCCGUCUGCGAGACGUGUGCGUCAACUACCUGCUGCAGCACAUGGACCAUGUGUCCACCGCCAGCGACAUCAUGAACUGCAUCUUCGUGGCUGAGCGCCACCACCACCCGAGUCUGAUGAAGGCCGCCAUAGGCCGGGCCUCUCGCUUCAGCUCGGCGCCGUACCAUUUCCACAUCUCCAAGCUGAAGGCCACGGAGUUCUACCAGCAGCUACAGCCGUCCACCGUCAUCGAGCUGCUCGAGACCAAGCUGAUGGACUACCGCUCGUACAACUGA
Molecule: messenger RNA, 768 nt
Organism: Gigantopelta aegis
Lineage: Eukaryota; Metazoa; Mollusca; Gastropoda; Neomphalida; Peltospiridae
Product: BTB/POZ and MATH domain-containing protein 1-like
Exons: 4
Coding region: 1-768 (255 amino acids)
Molecular function (GO): protein binding
Source: RefSeq, a predicted model, not a curated record